AUGCUCUUCUGGCACUCGCAGCCCGAGCACUACAACCAGCACGGCUCCGGCAGCUACCUGCGGGACGUGCUUGCCCUGCCCAUCUUCAAGCAGGAGGAGCCGCAGCUGUCCCCGGAGAACGAGGCUCGCCUGCCGCCCCUGCAGUACGUGCUGUGUGCCGCCACAUCCCCGGCCGUGAAGCUGCACGAGGAGACACUCACUUACCUGAACCAAGGUCAGUCUUAUGAAAUCCGGCUGCUGGAGAACCGGAAGCUGGGAGAUUUUCAAGAUCUGAACACAAAAUACGUCAAAAGCAUCAUCCGCGUGGUUUUCCAUGACCGCCGGUUGCAGUACACGGAGCACCAGCAGCUGGAGGGCUGGCGCUGGAGCCGGCCCGGGGACCGUAUCCUGGACAUUGAUAUCCCACUGUCUGUUGGUAUCUUGGACCCCAGGGCCAGCCCGACACAGCUGAAUGCAGUUGAGUUUCUGUGGGACCCUGCCAAGAGGGCUUCCGCGUUCAUUCAGGUGCACUGCAUCAGCACAGAGUUCACCCCGCGGAAGCACGGGGGUGAGAAGGGCGUGCCGUUCCGUGUGCAGGUUGACACGUUUAAGCAGAAUGAGAAUGGGGAGUACACGGAGCACCUGCACUCGGCCAGCUGCCAGAUCAAGGUGUUCAAGCCGAAGGGAGCUGACCGCAAGCAGAAGACUGACCGGGAGAAGAUGGAGAAGCGGACUGCCCAGGAGAAGGAGAAGUACCAACCGUCCUAUGAGACGACCAUCCUCACAGAGUGCUCACCGUGGCCCGAUGCCGCCUAUCAGGUGAACAGCACCCCAUCCCCGAGCUACAACGGCUCUCCCAACAGCUUCAGCCUUGGCGAAGGCAACAGCUCCCCGACCCAUCCCGUGGAGGCCCUGCCACUGGGCAGUGAUCACCUUCUCCCGUCCGCCUCCAUCCAGGACGCCCAGCAAUGGCUCCACCGCAACAGAUUCUCACAGUUCUGCCGGCUCUUUGCCAGCUUCUCUGGUGCCGAUUUGCUCAAGAUGUCCCGAGAUGACCUGGUGCAGAUCUGCGGGCCCGCGGAUGGGAUCCGGCUCUUCAAUGCCAUCAAAGGCAGGAAUGUGAGGCCGAAGAUGACCAUUUAUGUGUGCCAGGAGCUGGAGCAGAGCCGGGUGCCUGUGCAGCAAAAGCGGGAGGGUGGCGGGGACAGCAGCCUGUGUGUGUACCAUGCUAUCUUCCUGGAGGAGCUGACCGCCUUGGAACUUAUUGAGAAGAUUGCCAGCCUGUACAGCAUCUCCCCCCAGCACAUUCACCGGGUGUACCGGCAGGGCCCCACGGGCAUCCACGUGGUCGUGAGCAACGAGAUGGUGCAGAACUUCCAAGAUGAAUCUUGUUUUAUCCUCAGCACAUUAAAAGCUGAGAGCAAUGACGGCUACCACGUCAUCCUCAAGUGCGGGCUCUGACCCGGAGUAGGACACGCACCUGCCUCCCAGCGCCCAGCCCAGACGCCCUUGGAUGUAGAACUUGCACCUCUGUACACUGCAGCCUUACCUGGCCAAUGGAAGCUGGGAGGGACCCUGCCCCAA
Molecule: messenger RNA, 1563 nt
Organism: Ochotona curzoniae (black-lipped pika)
Lineage: Eukaryota; Metazoa; Chordata; Mammalia; Lagomorpha; Ochotonidae
Gene: TFCP2L1
Product: transcription factor CP2 like 1
Exons: 15
Coding region: 1-1440 (479 amino acids)
Biological process (GO): regulation of transcription by RNA polymerase II
Cellular component (GO): nucleus
Molecular function (GO): RNA polymerase II cis-regulatory region sequence-specific DNA binding; DNA-binding transcription activator activity, RNA polymerase II-specific
Source: RefSeq, a predicted model, not a curated record